This is a messenger RNA of Solanum lycopersicum (tomato), 6547 nucleotides long. Lineage: Eukaryota; Viridiplantae; Streptophyta; Magnoliopsida; Solanales; Solanaceae. The record is from RefSeq and is a predicted model, not a curated record.
CAGGAUUGGAGUGGAAGUUAGGAAACUUUAAAGAAAAAGAAGCAUUAACACCAGACGCUCACUUAAUAUAUACAAAUUCUAAAGGAGAACCUUCAAUUAGAUUUACAGAUUAUAAUUAUGAAGCUCAAAAAGACUUUGAAGAAGAAAGUACUAUAGAAGAAAUGCCUUUAGAAGGAAUGAAUAUGGAAAUAACAUUAGAAGAAGAUUAUGCAGUAGACAUAGCUAUAGAAAAAGCAAAAGAAAUAUGCAAAGAAAAUAAUAAUAGACUUUUUACAUGUAAAGGAUGUAAAUUAAAAGACUUAAAUUUAGAACAGACCAUAUCUCAUUUUAAAAAAUGUAAUCAAAGAAAUGAUAAUAGAGGAUAUAGAUUAGAAAAAGAUUUACAAAAUAAGUUAGAAAAAAGCAGUAAUAUAAUGACACAAAUACAAGACGAUGAUAGUGAAAUAUCCGAAUUAGAAUCUAUACUUAGUCAGAAAGAAUUAAUGGAAACAGCUAGUUCUAGUAGUCCAUUUCAAAGAACAAAUGAACAAGGACAUACUGCAGACAAUAGCACAGGAAAUAUACCACGAAGAAGAGUAUAUAGACAAGGAGAUACUCCAACAAUAGAAGUAAAACCUAUGGGAAAAAGAAUGCCUAUAGAAGAACCAAUAAUACUCCAAGAGGGAGGAAGUAAAGGUAAAAUCUUAAAUAUAGCAGCACAUGAUCCACAAAGGUGGAAUUCAGUAAUAGACUUAUGGAAAGGAAUAGUAGUAGCAGACUUUAUAAAAAAUUAUACAGAAACUGAUGCAGAGACAAUGUACAAAUACUUAGAAACGUUUUUAGGAGAAUCAACUAAAGCUUUAUGGGAAGCUUAUAAAGUAGAAUUCCCAUCAGAAUUUCAGUAUUUAGUGUCAUUAGGACCAAAUCCUUAUAACUUUACAAAUAAAGUACAUACAUUAAUAACAGGGGAAGAUCCAAAUAGUGGAUUAUUAGCUUUACAGCGAAAUGCUGUAAUAAAAUUAGAACAAUUAAGUAUAAGUAAUUGGUAUUACAUAAAGAAAUUUUUAAAUGAUUACUUCUAUUAUUGUACAAUCAGUGGAAAUGCUUUUGAUCAAGACUUAGGCAAAAAAUUAUUUAAUAAACUACCAGGAGCCUUAGGAAGAGAAAUAGAGGAAAGAUGGACUAAAAGAGAGGGAGUAAUACAAAACCCUCAAGCUAAAUGGUCAAUAGGACAUAGAAUACAACAUAUAAUGGAAAUACUACAAGAAAAAUGUACUAAUCUACAAAUACAAAAACAACUAAAACAGAAUGAAAUGAAUUUCUGUAAAGACAUAAUAUAUACAACUCAAAGUUAUGAUAAAGACCAAUAUAAAAAGAAAAGAUAUAAAAAAUACCAUCCACAAAAUAAUAAGAGAUAUAAUAGGAAAGGAUAUUUUCUUAGAAAAUCCUCAGCAAGGAAACCAUAUUUAAAUAGAGAUAGACAUGUUAGAAAAUACAGAACAGAUAGAAAUUAUAAAAACAAGCUAGAAUGUUUUACAUGUGGAAGUAUAGAACAUUUAGCAAAUACUUGUCCUAAAAGAUAUAAUGCUAAAACUAGAAAUGCACAACUAGUAGAAGAAUUUAAUGAAGCAUUAUUAAAUGUAGACGAAUAUAUGUCAGACAAUGAAAGUAUUUACUCUAUAGUAAGUAUUGAUAUAGAUGAAAAUAACAAAGAAGAAGAUUCUUCUAAUUCAGAAGGAGGAGAAUUAAUUAAUGAAAUCGGAAUAGAAGACUUGAAUAUAGAUAAUCUAAAAAUAAAUUUUAUGAAUAUAGUAGAAUGUGAACAUGAUUUUGAAAAGGAUACUGGAUUAGAUAGUAAUCCAUGUAACUGGUGUAAAUGGUACCCAAGCAAACAUAAAAGAGCUAAAUGUAAUAAAUGUUUUAUAGAAGGAUGUAUAAAUUGCAUAGAGACUCAAUUAGAAAUAAUAACUCAGAAAAGAAAAGAAAUAUACACAGAUGAACCUCUAGUAAACUUAAAAGUACUAGUACUAGAAGCAAAAAUAAAAGAAUUAGAAGAAAGAAUAGUAAGGUUAGAAAAAGGAAAAAAUAUACAACAGGAACAACCAGUAGAUAAUCAAGAAUUAAUGAAUGAAGAAUCUAAUACUUUAAUAUGUAAUGAAGACAAAAACAUAAACACUAUCAAAAUAUUAGCAAAACUUCAUAUUGGAAAAUAUGAAAUAGAGACUUUAGCAUUAAUAGACUCAGGAUGUACUAAAAGUAUUCUAAAUAAAAAGAUUGUACCCAUAGAAUUAAUAAAAACUUUAGAAAAACCACUCGCAGCCAUGCAAAUGGAUGGAACACAUAAUAUAUAUAGACAUUAUAUAGAUAAAGCUCAAAUAAGUUUCUUAAAUACUUGUUCAGAAUUCUAUAAACCCACCUAUAAAAUGGAUAAAAUAUGGGUAAGAGAUCUGGAUAUAAGGGUAGAUUUUGUGUUAGGACUAGAUUUUAUAUUACAUAACAAAGGAGGAAUUUUAAUAACUAGAGACGGAAUACUUUUUAUGAAAAAUACUACUCAUACUUCAGUUUUAACUAAUAAAAUUGAAACUAAAUUAAGACAAAAAGAAAAAUGUUGUGAAAAUUGUAAAAAUGAUAGAGAAUGUAAUAAAAAUAAUUAUAAUAUACUAUAUGAAAAUAUACUAGACAUAGAAGAAGAAGACGAAAUAAUUAAUAAAAAUUAUGUUUUAAUAGAAAUGGAAACAGAACUAUAUAACUUUAAGACAGGAAUACAGAAAAUAGGAGAAAUAAAAAAUCAACAAGACUUAGAUAAUAUAGUAAAAAUUUUAGAUGAAAUAGAAAUAAUAGGAGAAAAACCCUUAAAAUAUUGGGAAAAUAAUCAUGAAGUGUGUAAACUAGACAUAAUAAAUCCAGAAUAUAUAAUUAAAACUGCGUCAAUAGAAGCUACAAAUCAAGAUCUAGAAGAUUUUAAAAUACAAAUUAAAGAACUAUUAGAAUUAGGAGUAAUAAGAAGAUCUACUUCAAAACAUAGAUCAACAGCAUUUAUGGUAAGAAAUCAUAAUGAAAUAAUUAGAGGAAAAGCUAGAAUGGUUAUAAAUUAUAAAAGAUUAAAUGACAACACUAGAACAGACGGAUAUAAACUACCAGACAAGACAGAAUUAAUAAAUAGAAUACAAGGAAAAACAUUUUUUAGUAAAUUUGAUUGUAAAUCAGGAUAUUGGCAAAUAAAGAUGCAUCCAGACAGUAUAGAAUGGACUGCUUUUAACUGUCCUGAAGGACAUUUCGAAUGGUUAGUAAUGCCAUUUGGGUUAAAAACAGCACCUCCAAUUUUCCAAAGAAAAAUGGAUAAAAUAUUUGGAGAAUAUAAAAGAUUCGUUUUAGUAUAUGUAGAUGAUAUUUUAGUAUUUAGUAAAAAUAUAAAAGAGCAUUUAGGACAUUUACAAACAGUCUUUAGGUUAUUUGUUAAUAACGGAAUAAUAAUUAGUAAAAAGAAAAUGGAAUUAUGUAAAAAUUAUAUAAAUUUUUUAGGAAUUAUUUUAGGAGAAGGAAAGGUUAAAUUACAACCUCAUAUAGCUAAAAAAGCAUUAGAUAUGCCAGACAAAUUAAAUAGUUUAAAAGAAUUACAAAAUUUUUUAGUUAUAGUUAAUUAUGCAAGACCUUUUAUAAAAGAUUUAGGAAAAAUAGCAGGACCAUUAUAUUCUAAAACCGGAAAUAAAGGACAAAGAAAUUUUAAUAUAGAAGACAUAAAAUUAGUACAAAAAAUAAAAGAAAAAAUAAAAAACAUUCCUGAUUUAAAUAUGCCACUAGAAACAGAUUAUUUAAUAAUAGAAACAGAUGGAAGCUUUGAAGGAUGGGGUGCAGUACUAAAAUCAAAACCACAUAAAUAUAGUAUUAAACAAGAAGAAAAGAUAUGCGCCUAUCAAAGUGGAAAAUUUAAAGAAAAAGGUAAUAAAGCUAGUAUAGAUGUUGAAAUUUUAGCAGUAAUAUAUGGUUUAGAUAGUUUUAGAAUUUAUAUUUUAAAUAAACCAGAAAUAUUAGUAAGAACAGAUUGUGAAGCAAUAGUAAAGUUCCAUCAAAAAAUUAAUGAUAAAACUAGCAGUAGAAGAAGAUGGUUAAAAAUUUUAGAUACAAUAUCUAUUUACCCUUCUAUAAAUUUUGAGCAUAUUAAAGGAAAUGAUAAUAAUAUAGCAGAUCAAUUAAGUAGAUUACUAAUUAAAGUUUAAAUUUUACAGAAUGAGACCUCUACUAUCAGACAAAGGUAAAAAGGUUCAACCUUCAACCCCAGGUUUGGCAGACUCUUAUAAACAGACAGUACUAGCUAAUUUACAUUUUAAAUCAUUAGAUAAAAUAGACGAUAUUAAAGUAGAAAGAAUGCAGUUUGGAUUACAAAACCUAAUUGCAUAUGGACCGUCAAACUUAACUUUUAGACAUUUACCUAAUUGUCAAUUAGAUAAACAACAGACAUGUCUUAUAGAUAACAUAUGGAUAGCACAUAAUAAAAAAGAUACUAAAUACAUAAUUGCUGUUCUAAAUGCUUUAGGAUACUAUUUUACUAAUAAAAAUAAAGACAAUAAAUUUAAAUAUUAUGUAGUAGUUCAUGGUAAGACAAAUGGUGUUUUCCAAACAUGGAUAGAAGUUUUAGACUCAAUUAAAGAUUUUCAUAAACCACUUUUCAAAGGUUUUAACGAUUUUACAGAAGCUUUAGACUAUGCUAGAGGAAUUUUAGGACCAAAUUAUUAUAUUUCUCCAGCUCUUAGACAAAACCCAGAAAAAAUCCCACAAUAUAACAUCCAAAAAGACACAGACAAAAUUAUAUUUUGCGACCAUUGCUCAUCCAUGACUGAAGCAUUCAAAAGGCUAAAUUUAAAAAAUGAAGCCUUAAUAGAAGAAAAUGCCAAGCUCAGAGAAAAACUUAGCAAACUGGAAAGCAAAGGUAAGAAUAUACAAACUCAGACAGAUACGCAGGGUUUUCCAUCCCAAACAAAAAUGGAUGAGAUGGGUGUGCAUUCCCCACUGAAUGCUAGGAAAUCCACUGUAUCGGAUAAUGAUACAGCUAGUCCGGUUCAAACGGUGGCCGGUAAAGACUUCUCAAACCCGUUAAUGGCUGUCACUUUGCCAAAAAGUGAGAAAGACGAAAGCUCAUCUUCAAGAAGAAAAUUACCACUCUCAUUUAACCAAACAAUCAGACGAAAAGUUAAAAAAGCCCAAAAAAAUAAAGAGUUAGAAUUCCUAAUAACCCAGACUGUAGAAAAACUACUCAAACAAAAACAAGAAAAAGACAAACAUAUAAACCCAAGCCCAAUACAAAGCCCAAGACAAAUUUCUAUUCCUAGCCCAAAUAAUUCGGAUAAUUUUGAAGACUCAAUACAAUUUGCCCAAGACCCAAAUGAUGAUGACUCAGGAGCAAGUUUUGAUUCAAUUGCAUUGCAUAAUCUAGACACAUAAAAAAAAAAUAUAUAUAUAUAUAUAUAUAUAUAAUAAUAAAUAUUUUAAAUAUUAUCUUAUUAUAUUAUUACACUUAAGAGAGGAAUGCCUCUUUAGUCAAAAAAUGUGAGUCCCACUUUACUCACUACCACACAUGUGGAAAAACUGUUGGGACGCGUCGUAUUCAAGAAAAAAGAUAAGAUAAAGGAUGUUGAAUCAGAUUCCAGAAACAAUAAUGCAAGAAGAAGGGGCAAUAACUUCACGAUGGGGCCCAAAUGCGUACCCGGCUGAAGUGAUAAGAUUCCCUUUUCCAUUUGAAAUCCGGAGUUUGAAGUCCGAAGACACCUAUAAAAGCAGACGUUAUCAAGACAAGAAGGAGCAGAAGAGAAAAAAGAAAAGAAAGAAAAGACCCACUACAAACACUCUCAAAAAAUUCCCAAAACUACCUUUUUCAUAAAACUAUCCUUUAGACAUUGUAAAAAGAUUUUCAGAUUUUGGUUCUUUAAGUAUUUUUUUUUUGUUUAAAGAAAGCUUGGAAGUUUUCGGGUUUCCCGAAAGGGAAACUUCACUCUGUUCUUAUAAUCGAUACCGAACAAGACGAGCGAAGAACGUGCAACGAAUUCCACGCCACAAAACUUGAACAUGAACUACCGACCAGAAAACAAAGCAGAGUCUCGAAGAAACUUGGGUAAAACAAUGGUAAACGAGAUGAUAUAGGGACUCUCAGAUCGAAACCAAAGACAUCGCUAAACAGGACUGCGAUAGCCUAGACUGUGGGUUAUAUGUUACUACAUUUGCCGAGUAUAUGAGUGACCAAAUCAAUAUAUCAUAUGCUGAUUUUAGUCAUGAUUACCUACGUCAAAGAUAUGGAGCAUUGCUGUGGAGUUAUGGAAGCGAGAAGGCUAAGUGCGGAUAUGUUAGUGACAAUGAUUAUCCACCAAAAUCUAGGGGCGUAGUCACACCACAACCAGAAGAAGAUUUAGUUCACAUAGUUAAUGUUGAUUAAUGAUCUGUUACCGUAAAUUAAGCUGUUUUAGUUAACAAGUUUAAAUGUUCCAUUUUUCCCCAUUUUUUUUUCUUAACAAGUUGACCAGAACAUUCAUUUGUUGCUUUAUAAAAAACAUUUAAAAAAUCAAUCAGUUCUUUUGUA